CUUCUCGAUUCUAUAUCUCACCCGCGACUACUAAGAUGCAAGCGGAAGUCGAUCCAACGCAGGACACCGAGUUCCACGAUGCCCUCCGUGCUCACGGGAUUAUCCCGCCCAAGCCGCCUUCACGCUCUCCCUCGCCAGAGCUUCCAACUGAUCAAGAGCGUCGCGCAACGGAGCUGGAUAAGGCCACAGUAGAGGACAUAGACCGCGCCCUGGAGCAGGACGGCGGUCGAGGCGGUGAAGACGGCGAUGAGGAGGAGAAACUCCUCUUGAGAAUACGACAGCAGCGCCUCGAUGCUUUGGCCAAAGAAAGGAAGAGGGGCAGAUUCGGACGUGUCUAUCCAAUCAGCAGACCAGACUAUACGCGUGAGGUCACAGAAGCUAGCAAGGUGGAUCCGGAUCGUAUUGGCAAGGACGACGAUGACCCAGACGAUGAUGACGAUGUCGCAGAGACUGGCGCGGGCACCGUAGGUGGCUCAGCAGCCAAACAAUCACGCGCCAAGGGCACCGGCGUCGUCUGUUUCCUGUACAAGGACAGCAUCGAGGAGUGUCGCCUCCUCUCCGGCUACCUGGACCGCCUCGCAUCAAAGUACCCCGCAACCAAGUUCGUCAGCAUAGUUGGGGACCAGUGCAUCCCCAACUAUCCAGACAAGAACCUGCCCACACUCCUCGUCUACCGCAACGGCGAGCUCCAUCGACAGAUCAUCGGCCUCAGACCCGAGAUUGGCUUGGACGGCAUGAAGACGAAGUGCGAAGAUAUCGAGUUGCUCCUUACCGCAGUGGGCGUCGUCGAUCGUUCGACGGUGCCCGGGUCGGCGACGCACCAGGAUAAUGGGGAGGGGGAUAUGGACAGGAGGGAGAAGGAGGAGAGGAGAAAGGAGGAGCGUCAAGAGGCCGAGGAUCAGGACGAAGGUUUUGGAGGGAGCAAUAGAAAAUACGACAAGCCAAGCGUGCGAAGUCAGGAGGAAGAGGACGAUGAUCUCGAUUGGGAUCUGUGACGGCUGGCGUAGCGGCCUCGCAAUGCAAAACUCACUUUCGAUGAG
Molecule: messenger RNA, 1040 nt
Organism: Jaminaea rosea
Lineage: Eukaryota; Fungi; Basidiomycota; Exobasidiomycetes; Microstromatales
Product: thioredoxin-like protein
Exons: 2
Coding region: 36-995 (319 amino acids)
Biological process (GO): protein folding
Cellular component (GO): cytoplasm
Source: RefSeq, a predicted model, not a curated record